Stylonychia lemnae is the source of this 246-nucleotide messenger RNA. The record is from the annotation of a GenBank genome assembly. Lineage: Eukaryota; Ciliophora; Spirotrichea; Sporadotrichida; Oxytrichidae.
AUGAAAGAUAAGGUUAUCUCAGUUUAUUAAAAUCAAAUUUCUGUUCUCAAUAUACUAGAUAUAUUUUAACCAAUUAUAGUUGAAAAAUUAUAAAAUACUAAGGAUUUUAUAUCAACUAUUGCAAAGCUUAGCGAUGAUUUUUUUAUUGUUGGACUAGUAAAUGGUCAAUUUUAACUACGGAGUUUAUCUUAACCAAGUUUUCAACAAAUAUUUGAUAGCCCACUUUACAAUUGCGAUUGGCGAUGA